Messenger RNA from Eupeodes corollae, 4731 nucleotides. RefSeq lists its product as uncharacterized. Gene Ontology annotation, cellular component: membrane. NCBI's taxonomy places the organism in Eukaryota, Metazoa, Arthropoda, Insecta, Diptera, Syrphidae. The transcript is spliced from 24 exons. Gene Ontology annotation, biological process: sodium ion transmembrane transport. The record is from RefSeq and is a predicted model, not a curated record. The coding region runs from base 212 to 4507 and encodes 1431 amino acids.
GUAGCCGGUCUCGGUAUACAUAUCUGACAUAAUUUUUCUGAGUUUAUUUAUUAUUUUGUUUUGUCGUGCGUAGCGUCCCUUUCUGCGAACAUCGCAUCGAGAUUGUUUUCAUAAAAUACUCGGAGUGCUAACAAUUUCUUUUGAUAUUCCAAUUAUUUUUAAGAAACAAAUUUAAUUUGGUGGGUUUAGUGAAUGAAGAUUAAUUUAUAGAAUGGUGUAUGAAACGUCAUACGACACGGGUUUAAGACCCUUUAAUCAUGACAAAACUCGCGGUAAAUGGUCAUCGCCGAAAGAUUUUCUAUUUGCAUGCUUAGGUCAUGCUUUCAAACUUGACGCCAUAUUUAUAUUUCCGGUAGUUUUGUUGAGAGAUGUUGGAAUUUACGCACUGAUUCCAUACCUGAUAACAUUAGGUUUGUGUGUCAUACCUUUAGUUUUUAUGCAGUCUUUCUUGGGACAAUUUUCAAGCUCUGGAUUUAUAUCGGUCUUCCGUAUUUCACCACUUUUUAAAGGCAUUGGAUAUGUGUCACUAGCAAUUAAUUUAACAAGCCUAACCUACUAUGCUGUACUUGGAGCUAUACCACUUUACUAUUUACUCCACACUUUUAAUCCCAUAAUUCCAUGGAGUUGUGAAGGUUUUAAAAGUUGGGUGUAUAAAGGUGUAAAUAAAAGUCAAGGUGAAUAUGAAAGUAUUUGCAAUUACAAUCACACUCAAAGUGACUAUCGAGUUAUGGUGGAAGUUCCAUCGGUGGAUUUCUUUAGCAAUAAAAUGCAUAUAAUGACAAUGUACCGGCGGCCACAUCCUGAGUUUAGAUUUUCAUUGCUUUUGAUGUUAUGCACAUUUGUAAUUUGGGGCAUAAUUGCCAUCAUAGCUACAAGAUCCAUUGAAUCGAUUGGAAAAUUUCUGCGUUACUCCUGCAUCACAGUUUUAGGAAUUAUGGGACUUUGUUUGCUGCGUUUUUUAUUUCUUCCAGGAGUAUUUCAUUCUGUAAAAACUACAUUACACCCAAAUGUUAUUAUGGGAGACACAUUUCUAUUUGUGCCAAUGGUAGCUUUUGCUGCCCUUGGACCUGGAUGGGGUUCUAUUCUAACCAUGGCAAGCUAUAAUAAAUUCGAUACGAAUAUAUUUCGUUAUAGUUGGUUAUUGUGUUUUGCCCAAAUUGGAUUCGUUUUGGGUUUGGCUUUUAUGUCGAUAUUUAUAAUGAAGUUUAUGACAAGGCAAGAUCCAGAAAUUAUUUUGUUUGAUUCUCCUCAUUCACAAUGGAUGGAAUUUUUAACUAUACCAACUGGACUAACGUAUUUGGAAUUUCCUCACAUUUGGUCAAUAUUAUUUUUUGGAAUGUUAAUUCUUGGAUGUUUGAAUCUGCUGAUUGUUCAAUUAAUUUCAGUUUUGACAUCUCUUUUCGAUGAAUUUGAAAUUUUGCGAGGUCUUAAAAAGGGACUGACUUUGGCUUUAAUCGGAACUCUGUCUUUAACUUCUAUUUUCUUUUGUUCAAAUUACGGAAUUACAUUCUUCGAGACCAUUGCUCAAAUUUCAAUUAUAAGCCAAAUGCUUCUGAAUUUCCUCCUACUGAUUAUUGUCUUGUGGAUUUAUGGCCGAGAACGAUUACAGCGUGAUGUUUGUUUUAUGACAAAUCGAACUUAUUCAACAUGGAUGGUGAAUGUUGUGAGAUAUAUUGCACCGAUUUUUAUAUUUAUAAAUAUGCUUGAAACAGCUAUAUUUGGUUCGAUUCAUUUCUUUAAAUUGCCAAAUGAAAUAAUGACUUUCGGUAUAACAUUUAUUAGCAUUUUACCAUGGUUAUUUGUACCAGGUUAUUGCAUAUUUAAAUUAUUACAAACAACUGGAGCUUUUUGGACCCGAAUAACAAGAUGUCUUCGACCAACAGAUUGGUAUCCAGUUGAAACAAUGGAUAGAAGAAAUUAUGAAGACCGAUUUAGUGAAAUGGAAGUAUCACACAAUCUAACAACAUCGAGGAAUUUUGGAGUGGAUGAAUUAAAUCGAAACGUAUUUAGUGCAAUACCAUUGUUUCAUUUAUUUCAUUCAUUGAGACCAACAAUACCAUGGAGUUGCGAAGGAGCCAAAGAAUGGAUGGAAAUAGAGGAAAUUAAUAAAUCGGUUAUUCAACUUUUGUCUCUGUUAACGUCAUUGUUUGAUGAGUUUGAGCAACUUAGGGAAAACAAACAAAGGAUCAUUUAUGGAACUGUUGGAGUUUUUGUUGUGACUUCAAUACUUUUCUGUUCAAAUCAUGGAGUCUAUUCUUUUGGAGUUCUUUCAAAAUAUUCAAUCCUUACACAAAUGAUUUUGAAUUUACUUUUAAUAUUGGUUGUUCUUUGGAUCUAUGGACGUGAACGCUUCCAACGUGAUUUAAACUUUAUGACAUCACGUACUUAUUCAACGUGGAUGGUUUAUAUCGUACGAUUUGUUGCUCCAAUUUUCCUAUUGGUUGCUUUGUUAACUGGAUUGAUAAUACUUAUGGAAUUUGACUAUGCUCCAUCGUCUAAUGGCAUAAUAGUGCUUCUGUUUGUAACUUUGAUGUUCCUUCUAUCUUGGUGUCUGAUUCCUGGUUAUUGCAUCUAUAAGAUAAAACAUACUACUGGAAUAAUUGGCAUGCGUUUUAGAAGAUCUGUUCGACCGACUGAUUGGUAUCCGGCUGAUCCCGUUUACAAACAAAGAUACGAAGAGAGUUUCAACACAACAGACAUAUCACAUCAGCUCACUAUUAAAUGUUUUGUUUUACUUAAGCAUAGUUUGAAAAUGGAAUACGAAACAUCUUACGAUACUGGAACAAAACCUUUUAAACAUGACACAAAUCGAGGCAAAUGGAAAUCAUCAAGAGAUUUUUUCUUCUCUUGUGUCGGACAUGCAUUUAGACCAGAUAUUAUUACGAUAGUACCAUAUGUGGUAUUUCAAGCUUCUGGAGUUUAUGCUCUUGUUCCGUACUUCAUUAUACUGAGCGUAUGUGUUGUUCCAAUUGUGUUCAUUCAAUCUUUUCUCGGCCAAUUUUCUGGUACUGGUUUUAUAUCAGCUUUUCGAAUUGCUCCAUUAUUUAAAGGCAUAGGAUAUGUUUCUCUCGCUGUAAACUUUGUAAAUCUAUCAUACUACAGCAUUUUCAGUGUUAUUCCAUUUUAUUUCUUUACUAAUUCCUUCAAACCAACAAUACCAUGGAGCUGUCAAGGUGCCUCUCAAUGGAUGAAUACAAGUAUUACGGUUUGUAAUGCCAAUCAUAACAUGGGAGAUAAAGUACCUUCUGUUGAAUAUUUGAGGAGACAUUUCCAUUUACUGGAUGGUUCGUCCUCGAAUCCAAACGAAGGAACUUUUUUUUCGGUAUCUUUGAUGGUUAGAACUGUGGUUAUUUGGGCAUAUGCAACUGCUAUUCUUUUAAAAUCCACUGAAUCAAUAGGAAAAUUUUUGCGAAACUCAUUUUUGGCAUUGGUAGUAAUCAUGAGCGUGUGUCUGCUUCGCUUCCUUUUCCUUCCAGGAGCAUUUAAAGGACUAUUUACAGUCUUUUUCCCCGCCGAUGGUUUAGGAAAUCAUUUCGAGGAAAUUGUCAUAUUCAUCCCUAUUAUGGCGUUUUCAGCAUUUGGUCCUGGUUGGGGUACAAUUAUAAGCAUGGCAAGUUAUAAUAAUUUCAAGACGAAUAUUUACAAAUACAGUUGGUUGAUAUGUUUGGGACAAUUGGGGGUAUUAAUUGGAAUGGCGUGUAUACUGAGUUGCCUUAAAGAUUUCAUGCUAACAAUUGGUAUAAAACGGGCUUUACCAAAGGCCGGUGAAUGGACAGAGUUUUUGACAUUUCCAACUGCAUUGACAUUUAUGGAAUGGCCAAAUUUAUGGAAUAUGUUGUUUGCAAUCAUAAUUGGUUUGGGCUCCUUCAAUCUUUUGAUUAUUCAAAUGUUUUCACUUCUGACCUCACUUUUUGAUGAAUUCGAAAGUCUAAGAGAAAAAAAGAGGAAAGUAAUUUAUGGAAUUAUUGCUGUGCUAUUGCUGACUUCUUUGCUUUUCUGUUCAAAUCACGGAAUAUACUUUUUCGAAGUUCUCUUAAAAUUCUCUGCCAUAACCCAAGUAAUUCUGAAUUUACUCCUAAUCUUGGUUGUUCUUUGGGUCUAUGGUCGGGAACGAUUCCAACGUGAUUUAGAAUUUAUGAUCUCACAAACUUAUUCAACUUGGAAAGUGUUUGUUGUUCGUUUUGUUGCACCAAUUUUUCUACUAAGUGGAUUGGUUUUUGGAUGGGUAUUAUUAGUAUUAUCGGUAGUAUUCCAUCGUUAUAUACCAUCAUCUGGAGGAAUCUUGCUUUCAAUUGCCUUACUUUUCUUCCUAUUUUCCUGGUGUUUGAUUCCAUGUUAUUGUUUGGCAAAAAUAAAGCAAACAGUUGGUAGCAUUGGACAACGCUUAAGGAGAUGUGUUCGGCCAACUGACUGGUAUCCAGCUGAUCCGCAAUAUAAGCAAAGUUACGAAGAGCGUUUUAGCAAAGGAGACACUGCUCAUCAGCUAACAAUUUCCCUAAAUCAAUAAUAAACUAGAAACAAGUUAAACUUGACAACUUAACAAUAAUUCGAAAACAUAAUAAAAUAAAUUUACGGCACAUUUAAAGAGAUAACGAGACAUUGACAUUGAAAAUAGUAGCUUUAAUAUUUUUAGUUUUGUUCAACAAACUGUCUACCUCAGACUUAAAGGAUUCGAAAUACAUAAUUAUUUAACUUAUAGAUUUUGUACUUCAAUAAACUUUUUAUAAAAUA